Molecule: messenger RNA, 1173 nt
Organism: Stegastes partitus (bicolor damselfish)
Lineage: Eukaryota; Metazoa; Chordata; Actinopteri; Pomacentridae
Product: basic helix-loop-helix transcription factor scleraxis-like
Exons: 2
Biological process (GO): developmental process; regulation of transcription by RNA polymerase II
Molecular function (GO): DNA-binding transcription factor activity, RNA polymerase II-specific; RNA polymerase II transcription regulatory region sequence-specific DNA binding; protein dimerization activity
Source: RefSeq, a predicted model, not a curated record
AAUAGAGAGCAAGAGAGCGUGAAGCUGUUGGCACAGAGUAGUUUUUUGCUAGUUUGGCUUUCGGGAUUGAAACAGAGCAAAUAUAGAAACGAAGAAGAAAGAAAGAGAAGCAAAGAAAACAUGCCCUUAUAAAUUUUGUUUAUCCCAAAGGAAUAACUGGAGGAGAAACUGAUCUCUGGGAUGUGAAGGGUUUUUGUAUGAACCAAGAGAGAACCACAAGAAGGACCUGGAACCUGCAGCUACCUGUGACCCAGCAGCUCUGAGGUCAAGUGGCUUUGACCACUGCUUUAGGACCAACUCGCUGAUGCUUCACUGUCAGUUAAAGGAGGUUAUGAACCAAACCUAACGCAGACUUAUAAGAGAGACAUCUAAUUUGCCUUGCUUAAAAUUUUUUGCAACUACACGAAGUUUGGUGCAAAUAGCGCUGGUGGACACCUUUAGUCUGCAGCAUCAACGAACUCAGUUCAGCAACUUUUGAUAACAAACCUCAACAGCAAGCACCUUGCUUUGAGGAAGCCUCCACAGGACUGACCAAUAGCUACUGCAGCGAAGAUGACAUUUGCGAUGCUGCGCACAGCGCCUCCCGCAGGUCGCUUCUUGUACGGCGACAUCGCCCUCCUCUCUGAAGACGAAGACGAGAACGGCAGCGAGGGGUCGGGCUCCGAGGAUCGCACCACCAACUCCUCCAACUCGGCCGCCUUCCGCCUGUCCUCCUCGUCCCCAUCUGCCUUUCACAUCAAGGUGAACAGGAAGAGGAAGCUGUGCGCGGGCAUAGGGGGUGGAGGGGUAGUAGGCGUUGGGGGCAUGGUGGGGAGGCUGGGCCCCCCAGGCUCAUCUCCCCCUGGGGAAAUUCGUCAGAGGACCGCAGCCAACGCACGGGAGAGAGAUCGCACCAAUUCUGUCAACACGGCGUUCACAGCGCUGCGCACACUCAUCCCCACCGAGCCUGCAGACAGGAAGCUAUCAAAGAUCGAGACGCUACGUUUGGCCAGCAGCUACAUCAGCCAUCUGGGGAACGUGUUGCUUCUGGGCGAAGGGCUUCACGACGGACAGCCGUGCCACGCUCCCUCACCGCCGUUCUUCCACGUCAGCUCCUCCCCCGGCCGAGGAUCCGACCAAUCAGCUCAGCCCAAGCACAUCUGUACUUUCUGCCUCAGCAACCAGAGAAAAAUG